Molecule: messenger RNA, 2786 nt
Organism: Sphaeramia orbicularis (orbiculate cardinalfish)
Lineage: Eukaryota; Metazoa; Chordata; Actinopteri; Kurtiformes; Apogonidae
Gene: nr2e1
Product: nuclear receptor subfamily 2, group E, member 1
Exons: 9
Coding region: 572-1765 (397 amino acids)
Biological process (GO): regulation of DNA-templated transcription
Molecular function (GO): sequence-specific DNA binding; zinc ion binding; DNA-binding transcription factor activity
Source: RefSeq, a predicted model, not a curated record
UGAAGGAAGUGGAGAUCUCCACCCUCCAGCCUCCCCCUGACACUUCUCAUAAAUAUUACCAAGGCUUAUUUGGGGAACUCGCACCAGAAAGUCACAUCGUGUCCUGGUUUUAACAAGCUUUCACCAGUCUUCGUUUCCGAAAUUUGACUUUUUCUUUUCCUUCACUGCUUUGGCACCAUCGGAUGCGCUCUCAGCUGCGUUUCACCAACUCCAACUUUAUGCACCGGCUGUUGCGCCCCGAGCAGGAGGGCUGCUGGAGCCGUUAAGCGGUUUGUGUCCCCAGUGUCCCGGGGCUGUGGUCCUGCUCUCUGCACCAGGACUCAACCUGCGUCUGUCCUGAAGGAAAAAGUUUAUUCUGUAUAAUGUAUCACCGUGCGUCUUGAUUCGUGGUCGUCGAUCGGGGAAGGCUGUCAAAGUGUGCAACGCGGGACGCUGACUUGUCGAUCUCAAAGCUGUUGGUGAAAAAUCAAGAAGAGUGGUGCCGUUUCCCGAAUUGUGUUGAUUUGCGGGAAAGAGCCAGAAGAGACGGGAUUUUGUUUGAUUCUGUACUGUAUUAUUAAGUCGACUAUCCAUGAUGAGCAAACCAGCAGGAUCAACAAGUGGCUGUUUGGAUAUUCUGAAUGUCAAAUCCAGUCGGAUUCUGGACAUCCCCUGCAAAGUGUGCGGGGACCGCAGCUCAGGGAAGCACUAUGGUGUUUACGCUUGUGACGGCUGCUCCGGAUUCUUCAAAAGGAGCAUCCGGAGAAACAGAACCUACGUCUGUAAAUCUGGCUCUCAGGGUGGCUGUCCCGUAGACAAAACUCACAGAAACCAGUGUCGAGCGUGUCGUUUGAAAAAGUGUCUGGAAGUGAACAUGAAUAAAGACGCCGUUCAGCACGAGAGGGGGCCCCGGACGUCCACCAUCCGCAAACAGGUCGCCCUAUAUUUCCGAGGCCACAAAGAGGUGAAUGGAUCAUCAACCCAUUUCCCGGGAUCCUCUCUGCCUGGCCCGCCCUUUUUCACCACGGUCACGCAACUGGAGCCACACAACCUGGAGAUGGGCACCGUGGCCACGACACCAGAGAGACAGGCCAUAGUGGGUCUGGCACAGCCCACACCUAAGUAUCCUCAUGAGGUCAGCGGCACCCCCAUGUACCUGUACGAGGUCGCCACGGAGUCUGUGUGCGAGUCAGCUGCGCGCCUCCUAUUCAUGAGCAUCAAGUGGGCAAAAAGUGUGCCCGCAUUCUCCACACUCCCCUUAUCUGACCAGCUGAUUCUGUUGGAGGACGCUUGGAGGGAACUCUUUGUUCUGGGCAUUGCGCAGUGGGCCAUCCCUGUGGACUCCACUACACUGCUGGCGGUUUCUGGGAUGAACACUGAAAACACAGAGAGUCAGCGAAUGAAUAAGAUCAUGUCAGAGAUACAAGCUCUGCAAGAGGUGGUCACCCGAUUCAGGCAGAUGCGUCUUGACGCAACAGAGUUCGCCUGUUUGAAAUGCAUCGUGACAUUCAAGGCUGUUCCCACGCAUGGAGGCUCUGAGUUAAGAAGUUUCCGCAACGCAAGCGCCAUAGCUGCGCUACAAGACGAGGCGCAGCUGACUCUCAACAGUUACAUACACACAAGGUACCCCACCCAGCCCUGUCGCUUCGGGAAGCUGCUCCUGCUCCUGCCGGCGCUCCGCUCCGUCACCCCGUCCACCAUAGAGGAGGUGUUCUUCAAAAAGACCAUCGGCAACGUUCCCAUCACCAGACUCCUCUCUGACAUGUACAAGUCCAGCGAUAUAUGAAUCCUGGCCAUUUCCUGAGCCAAUGAAAAAAGACUUGAGCUGAAGAGACCCGGACACCCCACCCCAUCCUGCAGGGGACAGUGUCAGAUCAUAGCAGUUGGACCGCUGGGGUGGGUUUAUUUUGCUAAGCACAGAAUCUCUUAGGCUACGUUAAAGGUUAAAGGAAACAGCCUAUUUAGGGUCUAUUGAAAAAACGACUGCAAGACGGCUGUAAUUCACCGAGUAGCCUGUUAACAGUCGCUCUAGUGAAGAUUAGCUUGUAACUUUCAGUAUAGAAUUGCUUGUACGAUACUGAAAAAAAUGCAAUCUCUGAUGUAGGCGCAGACAGCCUGCAAUGUUAAAUAUAGCCUAAAGACUCUGUAGGGCUCCCGCCGACUAUGUUUGACAAAGAAAUGUUAUAUAUUAAAUUUUUCGAGUGUCUGUGAGACCAAUGAUCUUGAUCAAUUCAAUCUUUAUUGCUGUAUUCAAUCUCAAUGGAGGAAACCAAAAAGAAGACGCAUGCGUAAUGGGGGAAGUGAGUCGCUGUCCCUCGAUGUGGUGCUGAAACCAAACGCACGGGGCAAACGAAGAAGUGCAACUUUAUGAAUAAUUGGGGCGAAAAGAAAAAACAGACUUUUAAAGGAUGAGACUGAACUGCCUCCUGACUGUACAACUACAUUCAUCUGAUGGUGUUUGUAUUUAAGUGGUUAACGUCCUGUUUGUGUUGGUGUGUCCUGUUUGAGGCACAGCAAAAAAAAAAAAAAAAAGUUUAGGUCGACUUUGUAAAGUUAGACACUAACACUGGAUAAAACAAUAUUCAGCACUUGGAACUGUGUUUGUUGCCUGUGAUGUUUUUUUUUUUUUUUUAAUUUUGCUGUGAUUACUUGGAAUUAUAACUAUUUAGAGUUGUAACCAAGGAAUAAAAAACACUGAACUAAACUGUAUCCACAUAGUCCGGAUAGAAAAUUACUUUUACAUACCAUUCCAAAUAAUGAGAAUGUUUUCCUCAACUCUAAUUUGUUGAUUAAAUUAAUUAACAUUU